Messenger RNA from Malassezia pachydermatis, 3309 nucleotides. Its product is annotated as p-loop containing nucleoside triphosphate hydrolase protein. The transcript has 4 exons. NCBI's taxonomy places the organism in Eukaryota, Fungi, Basidiomycota, Malasseziomycetes, Malasseziales, Malasseziaceae. Gene Ontology annotation, cellular component: nucleus; Smc5-Smc6 complex; site of double-strand break. The coding region runs from base 1 to 3309 and encodes 1102 amino acids. The record is from RefSeq and is a predicted model, not a curated record. Gene Ontology annotation, biological process: double-strand break repair via homologous recombination. Gene Ontology annotation, molecular function: damaged DNA binding; single-stranded DNA binding.
AUGCGGCGCCCACGAUCAGACGAGGAGGAUAAUGACGAAGAGGGGCUACGUGACUUGGCUUUGUUGUCCAAACGCGCACGGAUCCACACGCCGUCGCCAUCAUCGUCAUCGCCAUCGUCGUCGUCACCGUCGCCGUCGCAGCCGCCUGCCGAAGAGAUGGAGAUUGCUUCUACGGCGCCUGCACCCAUGCAUACUGAUACAUCAUGGGAUACGAUGGGCGUCAUUGAACGUGUGGAUAUGAUCAAUUUCAUGUGCCACCGAAACCUAAGCAUUUCGUUAGGCCCUCGUAUUAAUUUUAUCAUUGGACACAAUGGCAGUGGAAAGAGCGCCAUUCUCACAGCGAUUACUGUGGCCCUGGGUGGGAAAGCGAACACGACCAGUCGCGGCAGCAGUCUCAAAGAUUUUAUUCGUGAAGGUGCCUCCGCAGCGGAGGUUCGUGUGCACUUGCGCAAUCAUGGUACCGAUGCUUUCCGGCAUGACAUCUAUGGGGAUCGUAUCACCAUUGAACGGCGUAUCCAUGCGGACGGUGGUGGAUCGUGGAAGAUCCGUACGUCGGCAGGCCGCGUCGUAUCGACCAAGCGAGAAGAGCUGGAUGCAAUAUGUGAUCAUGCGAAUAUUCAAGUGGACAAUCCCAUGAACAUUCUUAGCCAGGAUGCGGCCCGCCAGUUCCUCGGAAGCUCGCAUGCCGAGGAUAAGUACAGUUUUUUCUUGCGUGGCACGCAGCUGACGCAGCUUGCGCAAGAAUACGAGCUCAUUCAGACCAACAUUCAGCGCAUGAAACGUGCGAUGGCCUUGUCGGAAGAUGUUUUGCCUGACCUGGAGCGUGAAGCGCGGGAAGCCAAUGCCCGAUGGCAGCAGGUGGAACAAGCGCGCGUGGAGCAGGAGAAGCUGGAUGCGCUAAAAGAAGAACUUGUAUGGAGUCAAGUGAUUGCCAAGGAGAAGGAACUUGGCGCCUUGGCCGAACAACUCGAAACUGCUCGUGCCAAGGUAGCUGCGAUGGAGAAGAAGCGGGAUGAGGAGGCGCAGCGCGCGACUGGCCUUGACGAGACGGUGGCUGAGCUGGAGACGCGCAAUCGUGAGCAAAACGAACGGGAAGUGCAAUUGCAGCAGCAGCGCGCCGAGAUCCUGCAUGAGCUUCGUGAUCGCAAGGCGGCGCUGAGCGCUCUUAAGACGCAGGAACGUGACCUCAAUGAGCAGGCAGAUCGUGUCCAGCGUAUGAUCCGCCAACUGCAAUCGCAAAUCGACAACGAAGCGCGCCGUCAAGCGCAAGAUCGUCGAGCGAUUCGUGAGGCCCAAGAAGCUGAGCGCGAUGCGCUGCAGCGUGAGCGUCUCGACUUGGAAAUGCGGCAAGUGACGCUAGGCCAGGCGUCUGAGACCCUAGCCGAGCAGCGUCAAGCACAUGUUGCCGAGCGUGCCAAGAUCAUGGCAGAGAAGCAGUCGUUGGAGGAGAAGCAGGCCCACUUGCGCAGUUUCCUACGGCGGUGUGAAGAAGCGUCGGCGAAUCGAAGUACGGCGUUUGGCGGUGCGUCCAUCCCUCGUGUUCUCGCGGCGAUUGAGCGUGAGACGCACUGGCAUUCCAAGCCUGUGGGCCCUCUGGGCAUGCAUAUUCGCUUGCACGAUGCACGGUGGGCGCCGCUGAUCGAGAGUGUGCUCAACGACUCGCUGAAUGCGUUCUUGGUGACCAACCACGAAGACCGUGCACGCUUAGCCCGCAUCCUACGCGAGUGCCGCGCCUCGAACCAAAUCAUCACGGCAGCGCGCGACUUGUUCGAUUAUACCAGUGGCGAGCCAGAUCCGUCCAUCACUACUAUUCUUCGCGUACUUGACACAGACGAGCACAUUCUGCGUGUCCUCAUUGAUGCGCACCGUAUUGAGAAAAGUGCCCUGGUCCACCAACGUGUGCAAGGCGACGAACUUAUGCGACAGCGCUGGGCGAAUGUCCAGCAGUGCUAUUCCGCCGACCUAUUCCGGAUUACUGGUGGGCCUACAGGCAGUUCGACACAGACAGUGACAUCGUAUACAGGUGUCCCGCGCCUGGUUUCCGAUGCGCGUGCCGAGAUGGACGAGGCGAGGCAGGCGAUGUCCGCAAACGACGUCAAGCUUCAGCAUGUCGCAACUUCCCUGACGGCAUGGCAGCGCCAGGAGGCUACAUGGCAGGCGGAUGAGCGAGCCCAUCAGCAGGCCCAGGACGAGGCGAAGCAGGCAUUGCGUGAGGUGCGAUACCGUAUGGCCGCUGUGGAGGAUCGCAUGCGCGAAGAAGAGCCGGCGAAUGUCGCUGCUCUGGAAGAGGCCAAAGCGGAUGCGGAAGAAGAAAUGGCGCACAUUGUUGACCGUUUCAAGGACAUUGAAUCGCAAAAGGAAGCAGCGGAAGAAGCGCUUUCAGCGCCUACUACGAAGCAUGCGCAGCUCCAGGAGCAGAUUCAACUCGUCGAAGGGCAUAAGCAAAGUACCGAGGCGUCCUUGCAGGCGACGUACACAGAGCGCGUACGUCUGCAGAAGAACAAAGAGUACUGGGCGCGUCAAAUUGAGACGCAGCAGGCCCAGAUGCACGAAGACGAAAGCAAAGAACGAUCGCUUGCGGCGUUGAUUGAUGUACGUAUGGCCUACACUUACCUUGAGUCCUGGACCGUCAUGGCGACGGAGUACUGCGCUCGUGUCGAGACGCAGCGUACGCCUGCGUCGUUGGAGGAGCAGAUACGUACGAUUGAAGCACAUAUGGAAGCAGUGCAGGCGCACACUGGUCUUUCUGUCGACGAGAUCGUACGGGAUUUGCGUGCGAAGAACAAGGCGUUUCAUGACGCCAAGCAGCAGCUUGAGCACACGCGCACGACGAUCCACGUGCUGGAUCAUGCUAUACAACUGCGCCUGGAGAAAUGGCACUACUUCCGCCGCUUUGUCGCGAUUCGCGCACGCGCGAACUUUGCUUUGCAUCUUCAGCAGCGUGGAUUUGCUGGCUCUCUCCACUUUGAUCACAAUGCGCAGACGCUCAAGCUGCGUGUGCACACCGGCGAUGCCUCGCAGUAUGGCAAGGAUCCCAAGGCGCUCUCUGGCGGCGAAAAGUCGUUUGCGACGAUCUGUUUGCUGUUGUCGUUAUGGGAGGCAAUUGGAUGCCCUAUUCGGUGCCUGGACGAAUUCGACGUGUUUAUGGACGCGGUGAACCGCAAAGUGUCCAUGAAAAUGAUUAUCGACGCUGCGCGUGCCUCUGCAGGCGUGCAGUACAUUCUCAUCACGCCGCAGAAUAUGGGCUCUGUAUCCUUGGGACCGGAGGUGCAAGUUCACCGUAUGCAGGACCCAGAGCGACGUGCCUAA